CAUUAUUCUUCUCUAUCUCUUUACCAAAUUUCAACGCGCCCCUUCCCCACAAACCUCAUCUUUCCUUCUUAAAAACUCUCCUCCAUUUCUGAUCUUUUCUCUCUAUUCUCCUUUCUUCUAAAAACUUCUUCUUCAAUUUUACAAUCUUGAUAUAUAGGAACAAGAAUAACAUAUCUGAAAAAUCAAAUGAAGAUCCAGUGUGAUGUUUGUAACAAAAAUGAAGCCUCAGUUUUUUGUGUUGCAGAUGAAGCUGCUCUUUGUGAUUCUUGUGACCAUCGUGUUCAUCAUGCCAAUAAACUUGCUGAAAAACACCAACGUUUUUCUCUUCUCCAACCUUCUCCUAAACAAGUCCCUCUUUGUGAUAUUUGUCAGGAAAGAAGGGCCUUUUUAUUUUGUCAACAAGACAGGGCAAUUCUAUGCAGGGAGUGUGAUACUUCAAUACACAAAGCUAAUGAACAUACACAGAAGCAUAAUAGAUUUCUUCUCACUGGUGUCAAGCUUUCAGCAAACUCUGCCCUUUACUCUUCAAUAGAAUCUCAAUCAACAACUUCCUCUACCAAUUCUUUGACUAAAAAUCAAGAAUCUGCUCCAAAUCUCAAGUCUCAAACUUCCACUAAAAAGCCUUUGCCUUUACCUGUUUCUGUUUCUGUUUCCUCCAAUAUUUCCCAAGAAAUGACAGUGGCAGCUAAUGACAAAGGAAUCAGUUGUUGUAAUAAUCAAUUGGUGAAUGUGGGGGCAAAUAGUUUAACAAGUAGUAGUAUAUCAGAGUACUUAGAGAUGUUACCUGGAUGGCAUGUUGAAGAAUUUCUUAAUUCCUCUAAUAUUCCUAAUGGUGUCUGUAAGAUUGGUGAUAGUGAUAUGUUCCCAAUUUGGGAUACUGAAAUUGAGAGCAAUCUAAAUUCUUUCUCCCCAGAAAGUAUAGGUAUUUGGGUCCCUCAACCCCCUGCUAUUGCAACUCCUCAGCAAAAUCAGACCCAAAUUUUUACUCCUCAAAAUUUUAACUUUGGUGGGCAAAUUGAAUUCAAGAACACACAAAUUGAAUUCAAGAACACAAAGGAAGUCACAAGUAUCAAGUCCAGCAGAAAAUGGAGAGAUGACAAUUCUUUUGCUGUUCCACAAAUCAGCCCAACUUCUACAUCUUUUAAGAGAUCAAGAACUCUUUGGUAGUGGAGUGUAAUCAUCUUUUUCAGUGAUUUCCUAGUUUGAUUUUUUUUUUUUGGUUUGUAUUUUCACCUUUCUUGAUGUAGUUUGAGUCCUCGAAAACAAAAACAAUUUAAAAAAAGGAAAGAAAAAAGAACAUUAUUACUCCUCUUUUGUGUA
Molecule: messenger RNA, 1320 nt
Organism: Nicotiana tabacum (common tobacco)
Lineage: Eukaryota; Viridiplantae; Streptophyta; Magnoliopsida; Solanales; Solanaceae
Source: RefSeq, a predicted model, not a curated record